AUGCAGAACAUCCUGGCUAGCGUCGCCCGAAGACGUGUUGCAACAGCGCUCGCGCCGCGGCCUCGCCAUCUAUCUGUCUCAGCAUGCAGACGGUCUGCAGAAUCUGGCGGCUCAGCACCCAAGCCGCCGCCUCCCAUCGACGACUCGACCUCCGCGCUGGAUUAUAAGCGGCGGACGACGCUGCAGCAUAGACCGCCGCCUCUGCCUGCCAUGGACGUCCGCUCGAGGUCUGCGGAGGAGGCAGUAACUAACAUCCUCUACAACACACCCCCGCCUAGCUUGCAGCCUUUCAAAAAGCACGUAUUGAAUUGUCUGGUGCAGAACGAGCCCGGAGUACUAUCGCGCGUGUCAGGCAUUCUCGCUGGGCGAGGCUUCAACAUCGACUCCCUAGUCGUCUGCCGUACCGAGAUCCGGGACCUGAGUCGCAUGUGUAUCGUGCUGCGUGGUCAGGAUGGUGUUAUUGAACAGGCAAGGAGACAGCUGGAAGACUUGGUACCGGUAUGGGCUGUGCUGGACUACACAGACACUCACUGCAUCGAGCGCGAGUUGCUCCUCGUCAAAGUGUCCAUCCUGGGGCCCGAGUACGUCGAAGAGCAGCUCCAAGGCGGGCCCACGCACGACCCGCGGCAUCGCCAUUUCACCCCACACACCGAAGCCGCGUACGGGACCUCCUCCGACACGAAGCUCGAGCGCGAGAUGGCGCUCGCGCAGAGCUUCGAGCGCGGCGCACACCCGGACGCGGACGCCCACGCACCGCCGCCGCUCACACCGACGCAGGCGUUGCACCUCCGGAGCGACAACCUCAACGCCGUCUCCGUGCUCUCCCAGCAGUUCGGCGGGCGCAUCGUCGACGUCAGCGAGAACAGUGUCAUCGUAGAGGUGUCUGGCAAAACGAAGCGCGUCGAGGCCUUCCUUGCGCUUCUCAAGCCGUUUGGCGUCCUCGAGGCCGCUCGCACAGGUCUCAUGGUAAUGCCUCGCACGCCCAUCGCGAGGACUCCGGAGGAUAGCGAUGACGCGGAGGAUAUUGGGAGCGUUGACGCCAGUCUUCUCCCGCCGGGUUGA
Messenger RNA from Rhodofomes roseus, 1062 nucleotides. Its product is annotated as acetolactate synthase. The record is from RefSeq and is a predicted model, not a curated record. The transcript has 4 exons. Gene Ontology annotation, biological process: branched-chain amino acid biosynthetic process. Bases 1 to 1062 code for a protein of 353 amino acids. Gene Ontology annotation, molecular function: acetolactate synthase regulator activity. Lineage: Eukaryota; Fungi; Basidiomycota; Agaricomycetes; Polyporales; Fomitopsidaceae. Gene Ontology annotation, cellular component: mitochondrial nucleoid; acetolactate synthase complex.